AUGAGCGCCAAAUUAUUCGUCACUUUGACCACCGUUGCCUCGGGAGCCACUUUGGUGGCGGCGAUCGUCUCGCUGUUGUUCCUCUUCAACGACAUCAACCAAUUCUACGAUGACGCUAUGCUAGAUGUUCAAGAAUUCAACGCCUACUCGAACUCGGCCUGGUCCGAUAUGGUCGUCACAAACGCCCCAACGAACGCCGUCAACCGCAACAACUUCAACUCGAUCUUCGGCCGUCACAAGAGAUCCGGUGCCGAGUGCAAGUGUGGAGCUCAGCCAGCCAACUGCCCAGCCGGACCACCUGGACCCAAGGGAGAGCCCGGAGCCCCUGGAGACGAUGGAGCCCCAGGACAAGCCGGAAACUCCGGAGAGCACGGAAUCCAACAACUCAAGGAUACCUUGCCUAAGGAUUGCAUCAAGUGCCCAGCUGGACCCGCUGGACCACCCGGACCCGAUGGACCAGCUGGACCCGCCGGAAAUGACGGACAACCCGGACCCGAUGGAGACAAGGGACAAGAUGGACAACCAGGAGAGGCUGGACCAGCCGGAGAUGCCGGAGCAAACGGAGGACCCGGAAACCCAGGAGCCCCAGGAGGACCCGGACAAAACGGAACCCGCGGAAAGGGAGCUCCAGGAGGACCCGGACCUAAGGGACCAGCUGGACCCGCUGGACAACCCGGACAGAAAGGACAAGACGGACAACCCGGAAACGACGGACAACAAGGACCAGCCGGACAACCCGGAAACGAUGGCCAACCAGGAGCUGACGGACAAGCCGGAGGACCCGGAACUGAUGGAACUCCCGGACCUGAUGCCGCCUAUUGUCCAUGCCCACCAAGAACCGCUGACAUCGCCAACAACAACCAACAACAGGGAUACUACAGAAACCGUGCU
Mesorhabditis belari is the source of this 891-nucleotide messenger RNA. NCBI's taxonomy places the organism in Eukaryota, Metazoa, Nematoda, Chromadorea, Rhabditida, Rhabditidae. The record is from the annotation of a GenBank genome assembly.